AUGACAUUGCUACUUGUUGAUUGUUGAUUGUAGCUGUAGGAAAAAAAAAACAAAAUAAACUCUGAUAUUAUAUUAUCUCUUUAUUUUUGGAAAAUAUUGUGUUAGAAUAUUAUCCCUCUAUUUCAGGAAUUUAAGAUAUUGUGUUAUUUUAAUUUCUAUGUUUAAGUUCUUGAGCUUUUAUAUAAAUAGGGGUAUUUUUUCUCUAAUUAUGAAUGAUACAGUAUCGUUGUCUAAUCCGACCGCAUUUUGAUGGAUGUGGCCUCAAAGGUGAGAAAACUUGUUCUUCCUUGUGAUUUUGAAAUUUGGAUAUACUUGUGAUACAGUACCACUGCUCAGACGCUUAUUGAUGUUGCUAGGGGAAAGCUUGUUAUGAACGUGGUCGAGGAAAAAUAAUAAUAAUUAUUUUAUUUAUUUCAUUUUAAUGUAACUCUCAAAUCUUCUCACUUUGCUAAAAUAACUCAAUUUAUUCUCAUAUUAAAAAAAUUCUAUUACGAUUUAAGUUAAAGGUCGAAUCUAUUUUCCGCACCUAAUGCCAACCAUAUCUAUUCAAUCCAAGCUCCCAAGUCCGAACCCUAAUAUUCCAUCUAACGUUCACUUCCCAUGUUUUCAAACAUUCCCUCCCAUAUCAAUAAAAUCCAAACAUUUCAAAACACACAAAAUCCCUCAUUUUCCACACCCUUCCUUAACUCACCCAUUAUUACAAGUUACAACACCAUUAUUCAAAUUCAAUACAACCCUCUUCAAUUCUCCUUCUCCAUGGAAGAAGAAGCCGCCAUCAACGAAGCUGCUUUCAAGCCGGCUCAUUUGGUAACUUUCUCACCUAUCCCAAUCUUCUCUUCUUCACUCAACCAUCGGCGUCUUUCAAGCCAGUUCUCCAAGCCAAACAGCCCAAUUAAAGCUGGCAUCAGAAAAAAGAUUGCUUCAUCAUCAGCUUCAACUGUGGCUUGGAUUUCUCUCCAGGGUCGGCUUAUCGGAGCCGAAGAAGCUACCUCUUCUCAAGCCAUUGGUGGUGGGUUAAGCCGAAAGGAAGCCGUGGCGUGGGAACUCUUUAGCCCUAUUCAUCGUGUUCUUAUCGUGGCUGUUGUUGCUGUCGCCACUGCUAAAUGUGAGAAGAAUCGUCAGAUUGCUCGUCUCAGAAAUUGUGUUCAACUUAGGGAUGAGAUUUUGGCGAGCAUGCAGCAAAAGCUCGAUGAUUUAUGCGUGCAAAUGAACUGUAAUAAAGAUCAUCCUCAAGAAAAAGCUAAUCUACCAGCAUCCAAGAUCCUUGAUCACUCAUCUACGAGAUCAUCUUUGCCUGGGAAAUCUGAUUCUGUUUGCAGUGACUGCUGGUUUUGUGAUCAACGUCGAGCAGAGUCAAUUGAUUUUUCGGGUAACUCACUAGUGAAAGCUAGUAGUGGUGAUGAGAUGUUUAGAAGUAGACUGUCCAUAUCUAAUCAAGCAGAACAAGAGGAACGUCGUCUGUCUGAUUUGUCUGAUUGGGCCUCCAGUGUCACUUCAGCCACAGAUUUACAGCUAAAUAACCUAGCAAUAGAACAAGAUACAUACAACCUUAAGAAGGAAUGUGAAGAAAAAGAUACUGCUAUAAAGGAACUAUCUGCCUUUAUUCGCUCAAAGGAUGUUGCAACGUCUAAAAGAAUCGUAGAACUCGAAGAAGUUAUUUGCAGGAAGAACACAAUGAUUACAAAGUUGAAAAAGGAUCUCAUUGUUCUGGAACAGAAGGUGGUAAACUUGACUAGAACAAGAAGGCGUUCAUUCCCUGGGACGAACUUGGAAAAGAAACAGCAGCUACCUACAAUGUCAGAUAAUCUACUUUACGAUAUGGAUAGCCCUUUGUCUUCGGAUUCAGACAGCUCCUCGAAGAAGCAGAAUACCUCUGAUGUUCAAAGUGAAGUCGUAGUAGAAGCUGUAGCGAACACACCAGUGCAGAAAAGCUUUUCAGACGAGAAUGUACCAAAGAAAAACCCAAAAUUGAGACCUGCCAAAUUGUCUCUUCAGGUCCUGAAAUCCAGACAAGUGAGUCCCCUCAAGGAGAAAUCAUUGAAUCAAAGACAGUACUCGUCCACCCCAUCAAUGCAAAACCAAGUCUUAGCAAGUGCAAGCUUGAAACAUAUUUCUAACAGAAGACGAACUCAGAGUAGUACCAAAGAUGUCGGUUCUCAUAAGCGAUGGAUGUAUAUGAACUUUAUGUAGGUACGAUGCCCCUAUGCACUGUCGAGUUCCAGUUACUCGCGAUCUUCAAUUUUGUCUAAGCGCGACUUGAAGAUGGAGGAAUAUACUUUAAGCACAUAAUCGCUGGUGAUGUAUUACAGAUACAAAUAUGAAAUAUGAUCUUAACUUGUAUCUAAUGAAACAUAUAUUGAACUGAUAUUGCUAAAAACACAGAAGAAUGUGUUUCUUUAUAGUAGUUGCAUGGAACGGUAAUAGGAGAAUUAAUUAUGUACUUGUAAUUAAGUUUCUCUUGGUGAUAAUAUAUAUACGUGUUUCAGCGUAA
Molecule: messenger RNA, 2491 nt
Organism: Amaranthus tricolor (Joseph's coat)
Lineage: Eukaryota; Viridiplantae; Streptophyta; Magnoliopsida; Caryophyllales; Amaranthaceae
Exons: 7
Coding region: 601-2190 (529 amino acids)
Source: RefSeq, a predicted model, not a curated record